UUAUCAAUCUGUCCAAGUAGCAUUCUUGGCCUUCCUCCAAUUACCCUUGCCGCUUCUUGUUCAGCAGGUAUAACUGCUGCAGCUGCUUCUGUGGGCGUUCAUUUACUCCAAUUGGAGGCUUCUCCUUCUGCAUUAGAAACACCUGAUCAAGAAAAAUUAUCUCCAUUUGGUUCUCUACUUUUAUUGCCAAAAAUUGAUCAAUCCAGAAGAGCCAGUAAUGAAAGUCAACAAAGCUAUAAUAAUCAAUUUUUGGAUGUUCCAGACCAAAAAAGGGCUUCUUUUCUUUCUUUAAGAGAGGAAAGAAGGAGAGCAACACUUGAAACUAAUCAAAAUUUAAAAAGGCCUGAAAAACGAAUUUCCUUUAAUUUACCUCAUCAGAAAUUGACAAAAAAUUUAAAUGAAAAUGAAAUAAAUUUUAAGAAAAAUAGAGGAAUAGCCCAAUUACGAAGAAAUUUUCUUCUUUCUAUUGCAAGUAAAAGAAGAGAAUCAGUUAAGGAUAUUGAAGGGCAAAUGGAAGAUAAAAAUGUUGAUGUUUCUGAGCUAACUAAAAAAUCUCUCUUAAAAAUUGAAUCACCCAAAGAGAAUCAACAGCAACAAAAGAGAAGAUUAUCAACUUCUUUAUUUAAAGUAUUACUUGGCAGAUUUCCUCAAAAUAAUUCUGAAAGAUCAAUUGAUUCUGUCUCGAAUAGUCCACACAGGAAAAUGUACACACUUUCUGCUGAAACUAAUUAUGUUGGAUGGACACCUUUAAUUUAA
Messenger RNA from Meloidogyne enterolobii, 756 nucleotides. NCBI's taxonomy places the organism in Eukaryota, Metazoa, Nematoda, Chromadorea, Rhabditida, Meloidogynidae. The record is from the annotation of a GenBank genome assembly.